Bipolaris maydis ATCC 48331 is the source of this 1236-nucleotide messenger RNA. RefSeq lists its product as uncharacterized. Lineage: Eukaryota; Fungi; Ascomycota; Dothideomycetes; Pleosporales; Pleosporaceae. The record is from RefSeq and is a predicted model, not a curated record.
AUCCAGCUCAGGCAGUAAGGUUUUGUUCCUCUUGGACGACGGCCUCAGGAACGAAUAUAUCUGGCUCUUUUCUCGUUCACGUUCUUCUUGUUUCUUCGUCACGGUUGUUGGCAGCCCUCUUUAUUUAUUUUAUUUUUUACUACACGGAAGGAUAAGGAAUAGGUGAUCCUGGUUGAUACCCUGUUCGAACGAUACAAUCUUUGCAUCCUUGUUGUUUUGUUUCAUUCAGCUUUUCUCGAUUACGAACAAUACUAUCUAUCAGACCGGAACUUGAGAGAACACGAUCGUCAAGAUGAAGAUCAACCCCGCUCCUUUCCACAUGGCCCAGACCGUCAUCACUGGCCUUGUUGUUGUACUCAGCAUCGCUAUCCUUGGUACUUCGGCGCACACUCUUCGUGUCUUCAACGAGCAACACCUGUCCAACCCAUGGUGGGUGCCCAUGUGGCCCCAGCACUUUGAUGUGCAAGGAACCAAGGCACUUGUCGCUUCUUCCGUGGUAACAUUGGUUCUCUGCGGCGCUUUCUUGAUCGCGUCAUUCAUUCCCAAGUUGGCACUUCGUCAGAAAUACACUCUCCGCGCUCUUCUUUCCUUGGCAACACUACUCCCUACUCUUCUUCUUACGCUCAUUACUACUGUCUGGGCACACAUUCUCAACGGAAACGCACCCGAUGUCGACACCAUUCAGACAUGGACGUGCAAGAUGCAAAGCUCGCGGCCACUUGAGCAAGACCUACCUAAGGGCAUUGCUAUGCCGCCUGGCAUGGGCAACGGCGACUUCAAGUCGCUUUGUCAAUCGAGCAAAUUUGCGCUCUGGGGAACCCUUGUGGUCUUCUUGUUGGUCGGUGCCAGCACUGGUGUCACAGUGGUUACUUGGAUAGCGGACAAGUGGGCUGCCAGGCAGCACAGGAAGGAGGUUGAGAUGGGCAACAUCCCCGCCAAUCUGCCUUGAGAGUUGCAGCCAGUAUGUUGCAUCUUCCUCUGAGAUGAAGGUCUGCCUAAGGGCUAGCUGGGUUAGGUUCGGAGGCGAGUCAAUUGUUUAGUAUAUCCCGGGGGUUUGGUCUCGACAAGGCGAGAGGACAUGGACCUGUAUUUUACUGUAAGGCGUACUGGCGUUUUUGGCGGAACAAGGCCCGCCGUCGGCAGGUCAUGGGAUUUAGUGUUUCUUCCGCGAUUGUACGAUUUGGAUAAAUGAAACAAGUCUCAAGCGGCCAAGCAGCAAUGCCUCGUUCCUUGCAU